Molecule: messenger RNA, 3245 nt
Organism: Neolamprologus brichardi
Lineage: Eukaryota; Metazoa; Chordata; Actinopteri; Cichliformes; Cichlidae
Source: RefSeq, a predicted model, not a curated record
AUGGUCGGGGUUGCUUCAUACAUGAAGCUUAUGUACAAUGACCGGUCUAACUGACAUCUUGCUGCUAUUCUGGUGAAGGAUGCAACACAGCAAAGGGCUUUUUAAACACUCAAAUGAACUGAAAGCUGACAGCCAAAUAACCUGGGAAGUGGUGACUGGAUAAAGAAGGUGACCGCGAACAGUCAUGGGAUGUGGCGUCACAAAGUCUAACCAUCUCCACAAACACACCACAUCCAGUGGAAGAGCUGUUACAACCAUAAGAGCUGCCAUCCUGAUUCAGCGAUGGUACCGUCAGUACGUCGCCCGCACAGAGAUGAGGCGGAGAUACACCUGGAACAUCUUCCAGUCCAUCGAAUACUCCGGAGAGCAGGCCCAGAUCAAGCUUUAUAAUUUCCUUGGCUACCUCAUGGACAAUUUCACACCAUCGAGCAAUGAACGAAAUUUGAUCUCGCACAUCUUCAGAGAGAACGAGGUCUGCCGGGACGCAGAGUGGGAGAGGUUCUUCUGCUACAAGAACAUCGAGGUGCCGGAGAUUUACUCGGGACCUCAUCUCACCUUUCCUCUGACGGUAGAGGAAGCAGUCGGUCUGGUGGAGGCUUUCAGGAAUAAGAAACAGCUGCACUCACGCUACGUCCUUCAGCUCCUCUUGGAGACGUGGAAACUGCUCCGCAUGUUGCCAAAUAUCAACCGUAUCUCCACCUGCCACAGCAAAGAAAUCACAAUUUGUGGUGAUUUGCACGGACAGCUGGAAGACCUGCUGCUGAUUUUCUAUAAGAACGGCAUGCCGUCCUUAGAGAAGCCCUAUGUGUUUAAUGGGGACUUUGUGGACAGAGGCAGGGACUCUAUUGAGAUCCUCCUCAUCUUGUUUGCAUUCCUGCUCGUUUACCCGAGUGAUGUCUACCUGAACAGAGGAAACCACGAGGACCACAUAGUCAACCUCAGGUACGGCUUCACCAAGGAGGUGUUGAAUAAGUACAAGAUGCACGGGAAGAGGAUCCUGAAGCUGCUGCAGAAGAUUUUCAGCUGGUUGCCAUUAGCAACAGUGAUCGACCAGAAGGUGCUGGUCCUCCACGGGGGGAUCUCUGACUCCACGGACCUCGGCGUCCUCGCCAGAGUUGACAGACACAUUUACAUCUCGGCUAUGAGACCUCCGAAGAAGAGACACCACAGCUUGGCGGGAAUAUCCAUUGACUCGGACACAGAUGUGGACACCGCAGCCAUCAGCAGGGUCUUCCAGCGUCGGGCCUCUUUCACGUAUCCCAAACCCAUGGGAACCCGACAUUGCUUCCAAAAUCGCUCGCUGCAGGACUUCUCGGAUCGGAUCAGAGUGAACAUGGAGAACCAGCUGGAGCUCAGCAGGAGGGAAGAGCCAACUCUGAACGCCCAGAUCAACAAACCAGAGCAAGAUUCUCUGUUUUUGUCCACCGACUCUGGCAGCAGUGACACCACCGUGGAUGAGUGGAAACAGAUCCUGGACCUGCUGUGGAGUGACCCGAUGACUCAGGAUGGAUGCAUACCCAACGAGGUAAGGGGUGGAGGCUGCUACUGGGGCCCUGAUGUCACCGAGGACUUCCUGAACAGACACAAUCUGCAGCUCAUCAUUCGCUCCCAUGAGUGCAAACAGGAGGGCUAUGAGUUCUGCCACAACCGUAAGGUCCUCACUCUGUUCUCUGCCUCCAAUUACUAUGACGUGGGGAGCAACAGGGGGGCUUACGUGAAGCUGGGCCCUGACCUUGUGCCUUAUUUGAUUCAAUAUCAGGCCAGCAGCAUGACGAGAGAGCUCACUGUGAGACAGAGUGUUGGGCGAACCGAGCGCUCAGCUCUCAGAGUCCUGCGGGAGCAGCUGUUUGCGCACAAGUCUGACCUCCUCUGUGCCUUCAGAAAGUUUGACAGCGAGAACAAAGGUCUGGUGUCUCUGAACGACUGGGCCUCUACAGUGGAGAGUGUGAUGCAUCUGGAUCUGCCCUGGAGGAUGCUUCGCUCUCAGCUGGUCACCUGCAAGAACAGCGAAGGCACGAUAGACUACUACGAGUGGUUCAACGAGCUUGCCAUCACAGGAUCCAAAACAGAUCAUAUUGACCAGAGUCUGCUGGAAACGUUGUAUCGCCACCGCUCCACUUUGGAGACAAUCUUCAGGAUUGUAGACACGGACAAUUCGGGGUUCAUCAGCAUUCAGGACUUCCGUCAGACCUGGAAGCUGCUGAGCGUCUACCUGAAAAUGGAGAUCACCGACGAGGCCAUCUCCGACCUGGCCGUCACAAUUGACAGCAACCACGACGGCAGCAUAGACAUCGACGAGUUCAUGGAGGCCUUUCGGCUCACGGACAAGAAGAGCCGGCUGGAACGAGGACGCAGCAUGUUCAUGGGCACGGCCUCUGACCUCACCAAGCUGGAAGGAGAUCCCAACAUUUGAUGAAAAAGCGUGUUAAACAGAUAGCUCGGCAUCCAGCAGAGGGGAGGAGAGGGAGCUGCAGCCAACGCAAGCUGCUUUUGAUGACGCACAUAAAGAUGCAGGAUGAUGCUGAGCAACAGCCGCCUGGAUCACAGGGGAUUAGGAGGAGGUUAGAGGUCAGGGUGUUUGCGAAUGCUCAUUUGAAGCGGAGGAAGUCUGGGCAAAAUGCAGCAGCUUGAGCAACUCACGUCUCCUUUAUUUUCCUGAAAUAGUCCAAAACUUAAAAACAAAAGGCAUCGUAUAGCAAAUAACAAUUUUAUUAAAUGCAAAAAUGGGUGAUUUUUGCAUUUUAUAUUCACUGAAUUUACGUUUAACAGCUUCAAAUGUGACUCAUGUCAACAUAAAAAGAUUCUCACACUCCAGAUGUGUUAAAAUGGACAUGUAAUGAUCCUACUCGGGUGAUGAUUAACAGUUAAAACUGAGUAAAAGAUGGGAAGGAGCACAGAAACAAGAAUCCUUCAAAUAUAUGAAGAAAUGUGUUAAAUAUAUAAAAAGUGCUUGCCAAAGGUUUUUGGGAGGUAGCUUAUUGAAAUAAUUUUUCACAUCAUCUACAAUUUUUUUUAUGAAUUUGUUGGAUGUAGUGAAGAGGUAUUUCAAGAAAAGGAGGAAGAUAGGGUAACACAUCAUAUGGAUGGAUGUUAUCUCAUGGUGGUGCCAGCUGAGAACGAGACAGGAUGGUAGGGAACAGUUACCAGAUGAUUGGGAAAGAACAGACUCGCAAAAGGAGUCUUGGAGAGUAAGAAGAGGAUGGAGGGAAUGGAGAUCAAGUGUACCGGUACAAGUUAUUAAAGAA